AAGCCCGGGGGCCGUGACUCCGGCAUCUCCACUGUCCACUCCACUCCACCGCCCCCACCUCCACGAGGGGCGACCCGAGAACACCACCACCACCACCACGCCCGCCAUGUGGCGCCGCCUCCAAACCCUAGCGCCCUCGCUCCGCCGCGCCGCCGCAUCGUCGUCCCCUGCCGCCGCCCGCGCCGCGCCCCUCUCCACGUCGCCGGCGGCCGCGUUCCGGCGCACGUCGGCCCUCCUCUCCUCUCCCGGAGACAAGCCGGCGCCAACCAAGGUCGAGGAUGUCAUGCCGAUCGCCACGGGGCUGGAGCGCGAGGAGCUCGAGGCGGAGCUCCAGGGGAAGAAGCGGUUCGACAUGGAUCCUCCCGUCGGCCCCUUCGGUACUAAGGAGGAACCAGCUGUGAUUGAAUCCUACUAUAACAAGAGAAUAGUUGGCUGUCCUGGUGGUGAAGGAGAGGAUGAACACGAUGUUGUCUGGUUUUGGUUGCAAAAGGAUAAACCGCAUGAGUGCCCAGUCUGCUCACAGUACUUCGUGCUCAAGGUCAUUGGUGAUGGGGGUGAUCCAGAUGGCCAUGAUGAUGAGGAUGGUCAUCACUGAGGCCUUGUGUCGAUAAUGAUAAUAAUAACUUUGUGAAACAUGGUUUUGGCCUAUCUUUGCAGCAUCAAACUGCCCUAUAGUGUUGUAAUUGAUUAGUGUUUGACCAUGAAGCAGGUCAGGUGGUGUUUUACACCUACGAAUUUUGUUCAGAUCGUUUUGACCAUACAGUUGCUUCUGUUUGGAAUGUACAUUUUUCUCUGGAGUGCAUCAUCAAAUAAAGGAUGAGUGCGUCGGUUUCACUAUAUUGACUA
This is a messenger RNA of Sorghum bicolor (sorghum), 846 nucleotides long. RefSeq names its product putative cytochrome c oxidase subunit 5b-like. Bases 107 to 595 code for a protein of 162 amino acids. The transcript has 6 exons. NCBI's taxonomy places the organism in Eukaryota, Viridiplantae, Streptophyta, Magnoliopsida, Poales, Poaceae. Gene Ontology annotation, biological process: mitochondrial electron transport, cytochrome c to oxygen. The record is from RefSeq and is a predicted model, not a curated record. Gene Ontology annotation, cellular component: mitochondrial envelope.